CUUGUCUUAUAGUCACCCCUCAUCGUCCGACAAUAACCAAUCAUCGGUGCCUUCAACAGUGUCGCAUUCCCGACUUUCGAACGUGCAAAGCAUUCGUUUAACACUUUUCUACAGUACCACUCACUUCCCAAAAUGUCACUUCUCGACCCUCGGCAGUUUCUGCUUCCCGCUUUUUAUCUGGAUCCGACUACACAAGCACUUCUAGCUCAAGCAGCUUCAACUUCCCCGUGCAACAAAAUUUCGUCUUCUUCUUCAUUCCGCAUUUCUGACAUUCUCGAGCAAUCCCCAAACAAUUCAUCCCAUUCAAACGAUCACGACCCAUCGCCACAAUCAAUUAAAUCUGAUUUUUCAACUUCGCCAAGAGCAAGCAGCCCCGGCGGCGAUCGAAUGGGUAGUCCAGGCAGUUGCAAAAAAUCUCGGAAGGCAAGAACCAUCUUCACUGACAAGCAGUUGCAAGAGUUGGAGAAUACAUUUGAAAAGCAAAAGUAUCUAUCAGUCCAGGACAGGAUGGAUUUGGCGCACAGAAUGGGUCUCACUGAUACUCAAGUCAAGACGUGGUACCAAAAUAGAAGAACAAAAUGGAAGCGACAGGCAACAAGUGGAAUGGAUCUUCUAUCGGAACCUGGAAACCUCUCCGCAGUUCAGAACUUGAUCAGAAGCAGUCCAUAUUGGGCCAACUAUAUCACAGCCUUACCUAUGGGCACUCAGCUACCGAUGAUGGGCCUACCCAUGUCUAUGAUUGUUCCCCCAGCCCAUGCUUUCCAGCCUUCCUCCUCUUCAAAUUCUCCAUCCACUCACAUAUCCAGUGAAUCCCCUCAGUUGGAUGUUUCCAGCAACUCAGAAUAGUAUUUCUUGUGUUAAUUUUUAAAAUUUGUAUGUAAUAUUUUCAAUUAAAGUCACAAAAACCGAUCUCAAUGGGUUAGAUAGGGAGAAGACGCUUUCUUUUUUUCACAACAUUGCAUAUGUAUCGCUUGUGUUAUUUUUAUUUUGCUUGAUUAUGUCAUUUCCACGUCAUUAAUAAUAAUAUUAUUAUUUU
Messenger RNA from Caenorhabditis elegans, 1036 nucleotides. RefSeq names its product Homeobox protein ceh-30 (gene ceh-30). Gene Ontology annotation, molecular function: DNA binding; DNA-binding transcription factor activity, RNA polymerase II-specific. Lineage: Eukaryota; Metazoa; Nematoda; Chromadorea; Rhabditida; Rhabditidae. Gene Ontology annotation, biological process: regulation of DNA-templated transcription. The coding region runs from base 133 to 846 and encodes 237 amino acids. Gene Ontology annotation, cellular component: nucleus. The transcript has 3 exons. The record is from RefSeq and is marked reviewed.